UUUUUCUUUCAACUUCUGUCUCUUCUUUGAGACAGAAAACCCACUGACUAACCAAGACAAUUACUCUCUCUCUCUCUCUCUCUCUCCUGGUGCGUUCUUCUUUCAACCCCAAAACCUCCCUCGACACCAUCAUUUCAACUCACCAAUGGAAACCAACAAACAAAACAAAAAGAAAAAAUGGUUCUUACCACUCAUCUUCUCUCUUAUACUCUCCACCUUCCUCAUCCUCCUUUCCAUUUUCAUCUCCUCCGAUUCCUCAUCCUUACUCUACCUUUCCCGUUCAAGAGCCACAAACGAUACACCUCAUUUCGUUGAAUCAAAGCUAAGAAUCUCUUCAACAUCACCCACAAACUCAGUUCCAAGGAUCGCUUACUUGAUCUCAGGUUCAACCGGUGAUGGAGAGAGUUUGAAGAGAACCCUUAAGGCCCUUUACCAUCCAAGGAACCAAUACGCUGUUCACUUGGAUUUAGAAGCUUCUCCUAAAGAAAGAUUGGACCUUGCUAACUUUGUUAGGAAUGAGCCUCUUUUUGCUCAAUUGGGUAAUGUUAGAAUGAUUGUUAAGGCUAAUUUGGUAACUUAUAGAGGACCUACUAUGGUCACUAAUACCCUUCAUGCUGCUGCACUUUUGUUCAAAGAAGCUGGUCAUUGGGAUUGGUUUAUUAAUCUUAGUGCUUCUGAUUAUCCCUUGCUCACCCAAGAUGAUCUACUACAUACACUGUCAUCUAUUCCAAGACACCUUAACUUCAUUGAGCACACCAGUGAUAUUGGCUGGAAGGAAGAUCAGAGAGCCAAGCCUAUUAUAAUUGAUCCAGCGCUUUAUAGCGUCAAUAAAUCUGAUGUAUUUUGGGUGACAGAGAGAAGAAGUGUUCCUACUGCAUAUAAGCUGUUUACAGGUUCUGCGUGGAUGAUGCUUUCUCGCCAAUUUGUGGAAUAUAUAUUGUGGGGAUGGGAUAACUUGCCUAGAGUAGUGUUGAUGUAUUAUGCCAACUUUCUAUCUUCCCCUGAAGGAUAUUUCCACACAGUCAUCUGCAAUGCUGAGGAAUUCCGUAACACGACUGUGAACCAUGACCUCCACUUCAUAUCAUGGGACAACCCUCCCAAACAACACCCACACUUCCUGACAGCUGAUCACUACCAGAGUAUGGUGGAAAGCAAUGCUCCUUUUGGUCGGAAAUUUGGCAGGAACGAGCCUCUCUUAGAUAAAAUUGAUACUGAGCUGUUGGGACGAAAUGCCGAUGGUUAUGUGCCUGGUACGUGGUUCAGUCAAGCAAAUCCAAACACCACCAAACCUUAUUCUUUUAUAAGAAACAUCACUGAACUUAGACCCGGUCCUGGUGCAGUAAGGCUUAAACGCCUUAUCAACGGUUUAUUAUCAGCAGAAGAUUUUCAGAAAAAUCAAUGUUCUUGAUAUCAUUGCUGUUUUUUCCAUCACUUAAGAGCAUUAGCAACACGCAAAUAUUUGAUAUUGCUAGUCCACUUGACACACUGAGGUUGCUUUGAGACCAGUCGGGGAAGAUGAGAAAACAGAACAGAAGACACAAAGAACAACUUCUUCAGAAACACAGCUUUGUGGUUGACUUAUAUUUUUACACGACCAAUAAUUUUUUGUCCAUGUGUAUUGAUUGGUUCACACGAUUCAUUAUAUUUUACUGGAUGAUUACAAUGACAAGCCACCAAUGUAAUUGUUGUACUAUGUAGCAAAUAAAUUAGUACGAGGGAUUUCAGUUAUAAUAACACAUGCUUCUGCC
Cicer arietinum (chickpea) is the source of this 1748-nucleotide messenger RNA. Its product is annotated as beta-glucuronosyltransferase GlcAT14B-like. Lineage: Eukaryota; Viridiplantae; Streptophyta; Magnoliopsida; Fabales; Fabaceae. The record is from RefSeq and is a predicted model, not a curated record. Gene Ontology annotation, cellular component: membrane. Gene Ontology annotation, molecular function: glucuronosyltransferase activity.